AUGGGAAAUAAGAAUGUCAAGAAAUAAAAGCGCUGAAGAAAUAAAAGUAUCAAGGAAGUGGCUAUUGGGAAAUAAAAAUGUCAGUGAAAAUUUUUUGGGUAAGCAUUUGUUAAAGAAAAUAAUGUUGAAGAAUGAUAGAGAAUCCUUCUCUGAUAUCACUCUUCACUAUUUUUUCUUAACUCCACCUUUUCUCAAUAUUACUCUUUCCUGA
This is a messenger RNA of Dentiscutata erythropus, 211 nucleotides long. Lineage: Eukaryota; Fungi; Glomeromycota; Glomeromycetes; Diversisporales; Gigasporaceae. The record is from the annotation of a GenBank genome assembly.